This is a messenger RNA of Podarcis muralis (Common wall lizard), 4822 nucleotides long. Its product is annotated as ras-related protein Rab-6B-like. The record is from RefSeq and is a predicted model, not a curated record. Gene Ontology annotation, molecular function: GTPase activity; GTP binding. Lineage: Eukaryota; Metazoa; Chordata; Lepidosauria; Squamata; Lacertidae.
AGCCGGCCUGUAUCUCUUCUUUCCCCCUCCUCCCCCUCCCUGCAGCUCAGGAUGAGCUCAUCCCUCUCUCGUCCCUCGGAGGGGGGGGGGCCGGGCGGCCGCGGAGCGGAAGUGACGCCAUCAGGUGUCGCUCCGCUGUUGCCGUGUCUUCUUUCUGGUCGGCGCAGCCCGGUUCUUUCUCCUGCCCUUACCUCGCUCCUUCUCCCUGGCACCUGGCUCCUGUCCCGACCUUCCAGCCUUACACCCAUCCAUCCCGCUCUUCUUCCUCCUCCUCCCCCAGUCCCAGCCCUGCUCCGCUGGCCAUGACGGCGCCCGGAGGAGCCGGCGGCGAGUUCGGCAACCCGCUGCGCAAGUUCAAGUUGGUUUUCCUGGGCGAGCAGAGCGUUGGAAAAACAUCCUUGAUCACCAGAUUUAUGUAUGACAGUUUUGACAACACGUACCAGGCAACUAUUGGAAUUGAUUUCCUCUCAAAGACUAUGUAUUUAGAAGAUCGCACGCUAGUUCCAGUUUCUGCUUUACAUAGCUCCCAAGAGGAAGGGCUGCAGGUCCGACUUCAGCUUUGGGACACAGCAGGCCAGGAGCGGUUCCGUAGCCUCAUUCCCAGCUACAUCCGUGACUCAACUAUUGCAGUGGUAGUCUAUGACAUUACAAAUCUGAAUUCCUUCCAGCAAACCUCCAAAUGGAUUGAUGAUGUGCGAACAGAAAGAGGAAGUGAUGUCAUCAUUAUGCUGGUGGGGAAUAAAACUGACCUUGCAGACAAGAGGCAAAUUACUACAGAAGAAGUCGAACAGAGAGCCAAAGAACUGAGUGUGAUGUUCAUUGAGACCAGCGCAAAGACUGGCUAUAAUGUGAAACAGCUCUUCCGCCGUGUGGCUGCUGCCUUACCUGGGAUGGACAGCACUCCAGAGAAAAGCAAAGAUGACAUGAUUGACAUCAAACUAGAGAAACCUCCUGAGCAGCCAGUAACAGAGAGCGGCUGCUCCUGCUAAAGGAUCUGUUGCGUUGCAACCUCUUCCCAACUGCCCAGCCCCAUCUCGCCGAAGAACAUCACUUUUCAUUGACUAGAGAAACUUCGACUUUCCGAGGGCUGAAACCUCAGUCUAAUAAACUAUCGAGCCCCCUGCCCUGCGGACGGCCCCGGCUGCUCCCUCCUACUGCAUGGUGUGAACCCUCAAGUGUGUCCUGUCCCAUGUUGGUUGUUGCACUUUGAGUGCCCUGGCACUCAUCUUCUAGGUUUCCUGUCUCGGGCGUGUUCACCUUUCUGUGUCGUCCUAUGAAUGCAAAGGGGCAGAGCUUUUCUCAAUUUAGGAAAGCAUGGAUAAACCUACAGCAAAGGACCUAGUGGGGCUGGGUCACCCCUUACUUACUUCCUGUUGCUUUUUAUCCAUCCCCUUUCCAGAGGUUGCUCCUUCAGUUUGCCUGCUGUUGCAGCAUAUAUAUGAGGAUGGGGGAAGCAACGGGUGUACUCCACUGCUGACUUCCUGUAGGUUAGCCAUAGCUACCCACUUAAUUCCCCAUUUGAUCUUUGUUCCUCCAUUCCCUGAGAGGUAGUAAAGGGGAGGGGAGAAGGUAGCUCAGAAUAUGGCAUUAGAAAUCUACUUCCAAGUUGUCAUUUAUCUUUACAUAGUGGCUAGGUAUUUUUAAUUGCAGAUUGGCUUACCCUUUUUUUUUCUCAAGCAUGUGGUGCUCACUUAAAUAUGGAUAGGGAAGAUUGGCAGAACCAGACUGAAUAUGCAGAGCCUUAUGUGGGAAGUCUGGCUGCAGCAAAGUGAUGGACUGGGGAUUUAUUCUCAAGGACUAAACAAGGUUUGUUUCUAGGUGAGCUGUAAACUCUACAGUUGCUAGCUAGAUUAAAACAGGGAUUUGCAUACUAGACUUGGCCCAAUGCUGCUAUUUCUAUAAAUGUAUGUGUCAUUUUAAAUAUGCAAAGUACUUUACAGUUAUCUUCAUGGCUCUAUUGCUAUUUUUUACAGAUGACUAUUGGCAGUACACUCUCCCUUCAGGUGAGACAGUGCCUAGCUAUGAGAAAGACCCUUAUCUGAAUUUAUUUUAUUUUAUUUCACUGGGCCGGAGUAGCCGAAAUGUAAGUGGCAUAGCACUUCUCCUUGAAUUGGUCCAAUUUUGGUCUAAUUCUGCCCCCCCCCCCAAAAAAAUCUUGCUAUUGACCAGUUUUCAAACUCCACACAUAUUAGGGCUGUUCCAUUUUUACUUAAUUCACAGUGCAAUAGCCUUUAAAUCUUUUUUUUAUGCUUGGCUUGCUCUGCACAAGAGGCACCUGUGCAUCAUACUUUUCCAGAGGAUAAAAACUUUUGAACUAUAGACCUUUGAACUUACGAUUUAUCACAAAUGCCGCCCCUUUUAUUGGGUGGAAGCCACCCUAACAUGCAGACCUGGGAGACUGCUCGCAGUAAAUGACAUUAAUUGGGUAAUUGUUUCUGAUGGUACUUUGGACCAUUUUGUUUUGGCUUGAGGUUUUGUCCAAAUAAUAAUCCCCAGAUCAUGGUACCCUCCAGAUAUGGGGAUUGCAACUCUAUUGUUCCUGGCCAUUGGCUGAUGGGAGUUGAACAAAAUCUGGAGGGUACCAUGCUCACUACCCUUGCCCUAGUCAUAUGCUUACUCCAAUAGUUCUUCCUGCCAGGCUUGUGUAUGCAAGUGAUAUGGGUCCUUUUUGCUGGAGUUGCUUCUGAACAUAACCUGUGAACACUUCCAUAAACCAAGUUUAUAUUCUUACAAAUGAGUGAGGGAUGGUAAAGAGCAAGAGCAGCAUAUAUUCCAUCCCUAUUUUGCUUUGCUCCCUCCCUCCACGUUCCUAGCUUAAUUGAGUUGCCAGCCCUGUUUUCAGCAGAGCCUCCUGUCCUUGUAAGCUGAGUGAAAUUCAACCGGUACAGCAUUAUCCCUUCAGAUAAUGCUGCAUAAUGGAAAACCUUUAUCUGUUGAAUUUUUUAAGGUUUUUAUUAAAGUAUUUUGUUGCAACAGCAAAAGUACCUGUCAAGUUCUACAUAAAUUGCUCCCCACAAAAGGGAGAAUACCCUUAAUUUCCACUAUCACUUGGGUGGGGCAGGGGGUUGGAUGUGUUUAAUAAUUUCUCCUAAACAUGACUCCUUGGGCAGGGACACCCACUUGCCCUCACAUAACAAAAGAAAACCCAGGUUUUCCACAAGUAUACAGUCUUGUUUCUCCCCUGUAGUUUAUUUUCACUGUGCUGUGCUGCCAUGAUGAUGGUAGUUACCUUUUCUGAGUAUUCAUAGUACUUAAGUCUGGUUCUCAUGCUUGGCAGUCUGAUGUACAUGGUGGAAUGCAAGUUUGCAUGUGCAUCUUAACAGCCCAGGUUGCAUUAUACACCUAAUAAAAAGUGCAGGUUCCCAGGCAGAAGAUCCCAGCCACUAGGUUGCUCCUCUAGCCCUGCUGUCCACUGCAUUGCUUUGAGCUAAGCCGUAAUUUGGCUUAAUGUUAGCAUCUGAAACUAGGCUUGUGGUUUAUCUCUCACAGACGAUCUACAGGUGGGUAAACCAUUGUCUGGACAAAAUAAACCAGUGGCCUGGGCUUGGAUAUAACACAAAGCCAAACCAUGGCUUCAUAGAAUUGUAGGGUUGGAAGGGACCAUGGGGGUCAUCUAGCCUAACCCCCGCAAUACAGGAAUCUUUUGCCCAAAGUGGGGCUUGGACCCAUGAUCUUGAACCCGGAGAUUAAGAGUCUCAUUCUGUAUCAACUGAGCUAUCCCAGCAGCAAGAUUGGAGAAGGAGCAAAGUGGCUAUGAAUCCACACAUUUGCUCAUUUGACUACAGCAGAGGUUGGCUUCCUGUUAUAUGUGAACUGGGUCACUGUCUGCAUCAGUCAAAUGUAUAUUGCCCAGUUUCUGCAAUCUACCAUCUCCUUAUCGACAUAGAAGGAUUGUGGGUAUUGGGCCUCUGUAUGCAUCAUAAUGGACACUUGGCUCCUUGCCCCAUCUUGCAUAUUUAGAGCUUGAUGAGCAUAUGACAUCGCCCUUUGGCCUUGAAGCUAAGGACUCAGCUUGCUAAAGUCUUGAUUUAUUUGUGGAAGAAAAUCAGCACUUACUGCAUCUUGAAAGCUUGGAAUGGCUAAGUGCAUUUAAUUUAUCUGUCAGGCUUUUUUGUGAAACUUAACAGUCCUCAUCUCAAUCUUAUCUGUGACUGGCCACUGAAAGCAAACCUUCUCAGAAUCUGCUACUUCUAUGAUGCUUUGGGUUUCCUCAUCAUUCUCUUAUACCCUUUUAGCUGAGUGCAGGAACCUCUUGCACAGAUUCCACCCCCACCCCCCUCUCCUGCUCCUCCAUAGUCUCUCCAGCAGAAUAGAUAAGCCCGCAACUUUGGCCCCAUCAGUUCUGAAAGCAAAUGGCACUGUAGAGGCCUCUACUCAUCCUGUGUAUAUAUACUCCCUGUUGCGUGGAAAUUGCUGAUGUCCUGUCAGUGUGACUUGUUUCUCUCUCUGCAGUUAAACUGGUGCCACUCUUCCUUUCUCACGGGCAGCCCAGUCCUGUCACUGCUGUUGUUGUGUUCUCUCAAGACACACUAGAAACCUGUGUAUUUUCCAGAGAAUAGGGAUUUUAAAACAAAAUACUUAAAUGUUUUGUGGGGAGGGAUGGGGUUGGUUGGGCAGGCGGGGGGGGGGGGACACACACAAGGUGAACAGCAUAGUUCAUUUUCUGACUGCCUUCUCUGUGGAUGUGUAUAAUAUCUGAGUGUCUGUCUCUGGCUCUGCUGUCUUCUAGCUGUUAGCCAAGCAAGUGACUCUAAAAAUAUGAAUACUGACUGUCAGACUGCAGCUGUGUAUCACACUAAAUAAAGUUAAUUUCACCACAGUC